Molecule: messenger RNA, 2145 nt
Organism: Zalophus californianus (California sea lion)
Lineage: Eukaryota; Metazoa; Chordata; Mammalia; Carnivora; Otariidae
Gene: CHST14
Product: carbohydrate sulfotransferase 14
Biological process (GO): carbohydrate biosynthetic process; dermatan sulfate proteoglycan metabolic process
Cellular component (GO): membrane
Molecular function (GO): sulfotransferase activity
Source: RefSeq, a predicted model, not a curated record
CUCGCCGCGCCCGCCCGCCCGCCGCCCGCUCCGGCGCCGCAGUCCGGGAGCCUGCCACCCCCGCGCGCGCCGGAGCCUGCCGCCCGCGAACUGCUCCCCGAGUCCUCCCGGCAGCUGCGGGUCCAAGCCCCCGGCUCCCGCCCCCAGCCCGGGCCCGCCUCCCGGGCCGCCCUCCGACCGGCCGGGCCGGCGCAGGCCCCCACCCCGGGAGCACCAUGUUCCCCCGCCCGCUGACCCCCCUGGCGGCCCCAAAUGGCGCCGAGCCCCUGGGCCGGGCGCUGAGGCGGGCCCCGCUGGGCAGGGCCCGGGCCGGGAUGGGGGGGCCGCCCCUGCUGCUGCCGUCCAUGCUGAUGUUCGCGGUGAUCGUGGCCUCCAGCGGGCUGCUGCUCAUGAUCGAGCGGGGCAUCCUGGCCGAGAUGAAGCCCCUUCCUCUGCACCCUCCCAACCGCGAGGGCGCGGCCUGGCGCCGGGCCCUCCCCAGGCCUGGGGGGCUGUCCCUGGAGGCCGGGGACCCGGACUUGCAGGUGAGGCAGGACGUCCGGAACCGGACCCUGCGGGCCGUGUGCGGACAACCGGGCAUGCCCCGGGACCCUUGGGACUUGCCCGUGGGGCAGCGGCGCACCCUACUGCGCCACAUCCUCGUGAGUGACCGCUACCGCUUCCUCUACUGCUACGUCCCCAAGGUGGCCUGCUCGAACUGGAAGCGGGUGCUGAAGGUGCUGGCGGGCGUCCUGGACAACGUGGACGUGCGCCUCAAGAUGGACCACCGCAAUGACCUGGUGUUCCUGGCAGACCUGCGGCCCGAGGAGAUUCGCUACCGCUUACAGCACUACUUCAAGUUCCUGUUUGUGCGGAACCCCUUGGAGCGCCUUCUGUCUGCCUACCGCAACAAGUUUGGCGAAAUCCGAGAGUACCAGCAGCGCUACGGGGCUGAGAUCGUGAGGCGGUACAGGGCAGGCGCGGGGCCCAGCCCUGCCGGGGACGAUGUCACCUUCCCCGAAUUCCUGAGAUACCUGGUGGACGAGGACCCUGAGCGGAUGAAUGAGCACUGGAUGCCGGUGUACCACCUGUGCCAGCCUUGUGCGGUGCACUAUGACUUUGUAGGCUCCUAUGAGAGGCUGGAGGCUGAUGCCAACCAGGUGCUGGAGUGGGUGCGGGCACCACCCCACGUACGAUUCCCCGCGCGCCAGGCCUGGUACCGGCCCGCCAGCCCCGAGAGCCUGCACUACCACUUGUGCAGCGCCCCGCGGGCCCUCCUGCAGGAUGUGCUGCCGAAGUAUAUCCUAGACUUCUCCCUCUUUGCCUACCCGCUGCCUAACGUCACCAGGGAGGCCUGUCACCAGUGACCGUGGGUAUGGGCCGGCGGCUGUUGGGGACUGGUGUUCACAAUGCCAGCUACCUGCCAUUUAGAGAAACCCUAGCCCUGGGGACUUGGGGCUUCUCCAGAUGCCUGGAUGGCCAGCACUGCCCUCAGAAGUUCCUUGUCCAGGGUGGGUGCCCACAGUGGCUCAGAGUACAGGGUUGGUUGGACAGGAAGCCUGGUGCUCCCCACCAGGGGGAUUUCUUAGGGGCCAUGUGACCUUUCUUGCCCUGGCCGGGGCUAGACACCAGUUUGCCAGCGAAGCAACACAUCUGUUCUAAAGACUGGCUCCGGGCCCCUGGUUGCAGGGACCGUGCCGUCCACUUGAUCUACCUUAACCUGCGGCCAAACCUAGAGGUGACACCAGUCAGGAGAAUGACCAGAGCCAGGGAUCCUGGGCUCUAAUCACCCAUUCAUCUACUCCCCGUGCCUCAGGCUGCAGUCAGCAUUCGUGCCUUACAAAUGACUUUUGUGCCUUUCUGCUUCAGACUCAGAAUUUCCUGCACUUUCCAGAUUCUUUCUGGUUUUCCAAGGAAAGGAAAACUGAGUCAGGGCCUUUGCCUGGUAGCUCCAGGACUUGGCCCUGCACACAUCCAAAGAGCCCUGUGCCCAGCCUUCCUGGGGGGCUCUGGGCACCUCCUCCCUUGCCCCAGGGUUGUGACUGUGGCUGGUGGAUCUGGCUGCCUCUUUUCUGACUCAUUUAUUUAAAAUUUGUACUUUUUGAUAGAAUGCUUGUGAGGGCUUUGUUUUUCAGAUUGCUGAAUUUUUAAUAAAGUUGUUUUGUA